Molecule: messenger RNA, 2543 nt
Organism: Paramuricea clavata
Lineage: Eukaryota; Metazoa; Cnidaria; Anthozoa; Malacalcyonacea; Plexauridae
Source: the annotation of a GenBank genome assembly
AUGCGUCUAUUACUCUUGCUUGCCGGAGAUAUCGCAAUGAAUCCUGGACCUUACAAACACACGAAUCGUGAAAACCAGUUCGUAAAAUGUCUCGCACUCAAUGCUCGAAGUCUGAUGAGUUUACAUAAAACCAACAUCGGAAACAAUUUGACAGAUACUAACAUUGAACGCUUCCAGAACUUGGUCUCUUCUGAAGAUCCCGAUAUCUUUUGUGUCAACGAAACGUGGCUUAAUGAGGAUAUUAAAAACUCUGAAAUUCUGCAUUCGGGAUAUGACAUAUUCAGGAACGAUCGCGGAUCUCGUGGUGGUGGAGUACUGUUAGCGAUAAAGAUUUCUUCAUUUAAAUCAGUGCGGGAAAUUCAACAUGGUCAUGAUUUGGAGAUCUCCAUGGCUGAAAUAACAACCACUUCAAACGCAAGUUUAUUAAUUUGUUCUUGUUAUCGUCCACCAAACUCAGAUCAUAGCUGGUUGGACAAGUUCAAUAACUUUAUGAAUGAUGUUUGUUCACAACACUCAAACAUUGUGCUUGUAGGAGAUUUCAAUAUGCCACGUAUAUCAUGGGACUCGCCAGAGAAAACAUCAGGUAGUAACGAAAAUACCUUCGUAGAACUGCUCCAUGACCAUUUCUUGGAACAACUAAACACCGCGCCUACUAGAGGUAAUAACACGUUAGAUCUCGUUCUAACCAAUAUUCCCAACAAAGUCAAAAUAUGUGAAAUUUUGUCUCCCACUCAAGCAGAACUUUUCACCGACCACAAAAUUAUUGUGUUUGAACUUUCAAUGUGUCAUAAUCAACUACCAAAGAUACGCAGAACUGUCUAUAAUUAUUGUCAAGGUGAUUUUGCUGGCUUGCGAACUUCCCUUGAAUGUCUAAAUCUGGAUUCCCUGAUUACAACCGACGACAAUAUCAACCACGACUGGCAACAAUGGAAGAAGGCGUUCCUAGAAGCAGUAUCCCAACACAUACCAUCAGUGAGAGUAAAGGGUCGCAACUAUGUACCGUGGAUGAAUUCUACAAUUCUACACAACAUCAAGAAGAAAAACUCUCUCCGCCUCAGAAUUAAGAAAUCCCCUACACCUACUGAAUAUCUCCUGGAAAAAUUCAAAACCCUUCGUAGUUCCAUCAAGAGUAUGUUACGUAACAGUCGCUCCAAAUAUUUCGACUCUAUUUGUUCCAGCCGUGGACUUAAUCCCAAACGCUUCUGGUCCCUGUUCAAGUUCAAUAAUAAGACACGGAACAUUCCUCAAAAGCUCUCGGUGAAAGUAACUGAAACCAAAAGAACAUCCGCAGGAAAUCCAGCAGAUAUUGCUGCGCUGUUCAACAACUACUUCACAUCUAUAUUUACCACCGAUCCAAAUAUCGAAAACUACAGCUCUGACGCUCUUCCAUAUCAGUCUAACAAUACUAUCAUCGAGGACAUUACCCUUUCGGAAGCCGAUGUUUUCUCCGUAUUGCAUAAUCUCGACAUUAAUAAAGCUCAAGGUCCAGAUGGGAUUCCUGCACGAUUAUUAAAAGAAACAGCUCGCCAAAUUGCUCCAUCACUAACCGCCUUGUUUAAUAAAUCUCUGAACACUGGUGUGUUACCACGCGACUGGAAACUAGCAAAUGUUGUUCCCGUUCACAAAAAAGACAACAAAGAGCACGUAGAAAACUAUCGACCAAUUUCGCUUCUUUCGCUUAUCUCGAAAGCAUUGGAAAGAUGCGUGUUCAAUAAGAUCAAAGACCACGUUUUCGAACAGAUUAACAAUGGUCAACAUGGCUUUGUUCCUCGGAAGUCCUGUGUUACACAGCUCAUUGAAGUUUUUGAGUAUAUUGGUCGUGAGCUGGAUCUUGGGAAACAAGUUGAUGUGAUCUACUUGGAUAUGUCCAAGGCGUUUGAUCGAGUAAGUCACAUGCAACUGUUGAAACGACUUCGUGAUUUUGGAUUCGGUGGCAAUAUUCUUAACUGGUUUAGAUCUUACCUCAAGGACCGUCGGCAGCAGACUACAGUACUUGGUGCAACAUCAUCAGCACUACCAGUAACCUCCGGAGUUCCACAAGGCUCAAUCCUUGGACCGCUGUUGUUCCUAUUAUAUCAGAAUAAUCUCCCCAACUCCAUCAACCACUCGAAGAUCGCGACAUUUGCUGACGACACAAAGAUUUACAAGGUGAUAAACGCGAAGGCAGAUGCAUCCGCUAUGGAGAAUGAUCUUGCGAAUUUCCAAACCUCCUCUGCCAAUGCUAAUCUUCUCCUCAACACAGAUAAAUGUAAGACACUUCGAAUUACUAGAAAACGCAACAAAAUCGACCAUACUUACAAGUUGCAAGAUUCCGCUCUGAAAACCACAGAUUGCGAACGUGACCUUGGCGUCUGGACCUCCUCCACUCUCACAUGGUCGAAACAAGUCCUCCACCAGUGCGCCCAAGCCAACAAAUCCCUCGGGUAUAUUCGACGGUCCACGAUCAAAAUCAAGACCAUCUCUGUUCGUCGGACUCUAUAUCUUACCCUCGUUCGUUCUCACCUCGCAUACGCGUCCCAAGUUUGGGCUCCACAAACUGUUGA